AUGUCCAAGAGAGCCGCGGACGCGUCCGAGGAGCACUCUGUCGCUCUGAAGGCUGGAGAGCGACCAAUUGCCGACAUCCCCGCGGACGAGGUGGGGGAGUUUGAAGAUGAGUUCGAAGACGAGUUUGAGAGCGAGGACGAAAUCUUAGAGGCUGGUGUGGAUGGAAGACCCGAUGCCGAACGAGAGGAGGAGGAGAAAGAUGCGAUGGAAGUAGACAAACAGACAUUUAUUCCUGGAAGAACAAAACUCGCACCUGGAGAGGUGCUGUCGCCCGAUCCGUCCACAUACGACAUGCUCCACACCCUCAGCACACCAUGGCCUUGUCUUUCCUUCGACAUCGUGCGCGAUUCCCUCGGCGACAACCGCCGGACGUACCCCGCGACGGUCUAUGCAGUUGCAGGCACACAGGCAGCGGGCGGCAGAGCAAAGGAGAAUGAGUUGCUGGUGAUCAAGAUGAGUAGCCUUAGCAAGAUGGAGAAGGAGAAUGAGACGGACUCGGAGAGCGACUCGGACGAUGACGACGAUGGUGGUGAGCCAAUCCUCGAGUCCAAGUCAAUCCCUCUUGGAUCGACAACAAACCGAGUCCGUGCCCAUCAGACCCCCUCGCAAUCCGUCGAUUACUCCAAGCCACCACAAACCAUCACAGCCACCAUGCUCGAGAAUUCCCAGGUCGUCAUCCACGACGUGACUCCCCACCUGACUAGCUUUGACGUCCCCGGCACCGUACUACCUCCUUCCGCUUCUAAGCCACUUUCUACCCUUCGUAUGCACAAGUCUGAAGGCUAUGCUCUGGAUUGGUCUCCUCUACAGCCUCUCGGAAAACUGUUGACUGGCGACAACGACGGAUUGAUCUACGUUACAACCCGCACUGAGGGAGGAGGAUGGGUCACAGAUACACGACCAUUCACCGGCCAUCUCUCGUCGGUCGAAGAGCUGCAAUGGUCGCCCAACGAAAAGAACGUUUUCGCUUCCGCCAGCAGUGACGGAAGCGUGAAGGUGUGGGAUGUCCGGUCCAAGUCGCGCAAACCCGCCGUUGAUGUCAAGGUGUCCAACACAGACGUCAAUGUCAUGAGCUGGUCGAAUCAAACAUUCCACCUUCUGGCUACCGGUGCCGAUGAUGGACAGUGGGCCGUUUGGGAUUUGAGGCACUGGAAGCCAAACCCGUCGGCACCCUCGGCGCAAAUCAAGGCUUCUCCUGUCGCCGCAUUCGAUUUCCACCGUGAGCCCGUCACCAGCAUCGAGUGGCACCCCACGGACGACAGUGUCGUUGCGGUCGGUUCCGCAGACAACACCGUGACCCUUUGGGACUUGGCCGUCGAACUCGACGAGGAGGAGAGCCGUGAGGCCGGUAUGGCCGAGGUGCCACCUCAGCUGCUCUUCGUUCACUACAUGGAGUCCGUCAAGGAACUUCACUGGCAGGCUCAGAUGCCUGGUACUGUCAUGGCAACUGGCAGCUCCGGCUUUGGUGUGUUCAAGACCAUCAGUGUUUAA
This is a messenger RNA of Aspergillus clavatus NRRL 1, 1491 nucleotides long. RefSeq names its product ribosome biosynthesis protein RRB1. NCBI's taxonomy places the organism in Eukaryota, Fungi, Ascomycota, Eurotiomycetes, Eurotiales, Aspergillaceae. Bases 1 to 1491 code for a protein of 496 amino acids. Gene Ontology annotation, molecular function: protein binding. The transcript is spliced from 3 exons. The record is from RefSeq and is a predicted model, not a curated record.